This is a messenger RNA of Lobosporangium transversale, 201 nucleotides long. RefSeq lists its product as hypothetical. The transcript has a single exon. Gene Ontology annotation, biological process: anatomical structure morphogenesis; cell differentiation; regulation of transcription by RNA polymerase II. The record is from RefSeq and is a predicted model, not a curated record. The annotation marks the transcript as partial. Lineage: Eukaryota; Fungi; Mortierellomycota; Mortierellomycetes; Mortierellales; Mortierellaceae. Gene Ontology annotation, molecular function: DNA-binding transcription factor activity, RNA polymerase II-specific; RNA polymerase II cis-regulatory region sequence-specific DNA binding.
CCUAGACCACUCAAUUGUUUUUUCAUUUACCGCAGAGAGAAUGCAAAAGCAUAUCGAGGGAUGAUUGCUCCGGUACUCUCUGCCAAACUCGCCAACGACUGGAAGAAUGAGACGCCUGAGCGGCAACAGUAUUACAUGGAACUUGCUGAAAAGGCUAAAGUCGAACACAAGCUCGCGUAUCCGAAUUACAAGUUCACGCCC